This is a messenger RNA of Rubroshorea leprosula, 1390 nucleotides long. The record is from the annotation of a GenBank genome assembly. NCBI's taxonomy places the organism in Eukaryota, Viridiplantae, Streptophyta, Magnoliopsida, Malvales, Dipterocarpaceae.
GAAGACCCAAAAGGCAGCCUGCCUUCUUCACCAAGCCGAUACUGCUUCUUGCAGUAACACUCGGAAGCACUCCAUUGUUUUAAUCCAUUUAUUCCCAGCCGCUCCAGUCUCCUCGGCAAUCAGAAUCCAUGGCGGCUCGAAGCCUCGUCCUUUGGCUUCAUGGGUUAGGUGACUCGGGCCCCGCUAAUGAACCCAUCAAGACCCUUUUCACUUCUCCCGAGUUCAGGAGUACCAAAUGGUCCUUCCCUUCUGCUCCUUCCCUUCUGCUCCUUCAAAUCCAGUCACCUGCAACUCUGGUGCUGUGAUGCCUUCAUGGUUUGACAUCCACAAGAUUCCUGUCACAGCUGAUUCUCCAAAAGAUGAAAGUGGUGUGCUCAAAGCAGUUCAGAAUGUGCAUGCAAUGAUUGACAAGGAGGUAGCUGCUGGGACAGAUCCUAAUAAUGUUUUUGUGUGUGGAUUUAGUCAAGGAGGUGCCUUGACCUUGACUAGUGUUCUAUUGUACCCGAAAAAGCUUGGAGGAGGGGCAGUCUUUAGCGGAUGGAUUCCUUUCAAUUCUUCCUUGAUAGAAAGAUUUCCACCAGAUGCAAAGAAGACACCUAUUUUAUGGUCUCAUGGAAUUGUUGAUGGGAUAGUAUUAUUUGAGGCUGGACAAGCAGGCCCUCCAUUCCUUGAACAAGCUGGGGUGAGCUGUGAGUUUAAGGCCUACCCUGGUCUUGGCCAUUCAAUAAGCAACGAAGAGCUGAAGUAUCUAGAAUCAUGGCUCAAGACCCGUCUACAGAGUUCUUCCUAAGAGGUUUGAGCAUCUUGGGAACUAAAACUUAUUAUCUUGACUAGUAAUUUAGUGAUUGUUAGUUGAUCAUAUACCAUAUGCCAGAUAUUCUUCCAUGUUAUGCGUCUCAUUGUAAUAACAGUAACAGUCUGAGAUCCAACUGCUGUGUUUUUCACCUUAUUUAAGGUGAAAUAUGCAGUUUCUCUUUCACAACCUGAGUGUACCUACCAUUGAAUUAGUCUACUCAAAAGGCAAGACAAAAUAAGGCAUUGUCCUAUUGUGUAUGAACUCUUGCUGAUUUAUACCGACCUUAGUAUCAUUCUGCUUGGCUUGACUUUCAGCAUAGGAAUCUUUCCUAUGUAGCUGGUAUAACAUAUUGCAUGUGUCGUAUGAGACGUAAUGACCCUCCUAUUUUCUAAUGUCCCAAUAUCUACGGCAUAUCUACAAAUUCUUUGAUUUGUCUAAGUCAUGGAAAUUAUUCUUUUCUUCGAAUCACCUCAUAUCUAAAAGAAGAUGUUAGUGAUUUGAAAAAACGAAAAAAGAAAGGAUAUGCCCUCCUUUCCAGAUUCCAAGAAGUAAGGUCUCUCUUCCACUUCUCCGGAAUACAACAUUCCUCACAGA